This is a messenger RNA of Ascoidea rubescens DSM 1968, 1381 nucleotides long. RefSeq lists its product as uncharacterized. NCBI's taxonomy places the organism in Eukaryota, Fungi, Ascomycota, Saccharomycetes, Ascoideales, Ascoideaceae. The record is from RefSeq and is a predicted model, not a curated record. The transcript has a single exon. Gene Ontology annotation, molecular function: cysteine-type endopeptidase activity. Gene Ontology annotation, biological process: proteolysis. The coding region runs from base 328 to 1299 and encodes 323 amino acids.
GCAGGAGUACCGCUUUAACAGGAAAAAUCAACUUGUUAGUUUUCAAAAAUGGGAUGCAAUCAAAGCAUAUGAUUAUGGUAUAGAUUUGAAUUCCAGCUGGUGAGAAGUGGAUAUGAAGAGCAUUUGAACUCGCUGAUGGUUUCGCUAUUGUCAUUUGUUGAAUCAAAAUGCAUUAUGAGGUGCUUGACCCAUCGGUUUGUCUAAAGCAAAAGAGGUUCAAUCAAUAAGGCCGUGCUUUAUAUUUUCUCUUAUCUUGACCUAUUUCUUGUAUUUAUAUUGCCAUCGUCGCCCUGUUAUUGUUUUUUUCAUUGGUAGCUGGUAUGAAAAAUGCAAUAUUGCUAUUUCAAAUCUCAACCUGUUGUUUCUAAUUCGGAUAAUGGGUCUUUACUUUCAGAAGAAGGACCACAACCUCAACCAUUUGAACCUCUUGAAUUAUUUAAUAAAAUUCUUCGUGUCGAUUCGAACGUUCAUGAAAAUACAGAUAACUUCACAAGUCCUAUAUUUGACAAUUCUAUAACUGGAAAAAAAAAGGCUUUGAUAGUUGCUGUUAGUACAGACGAAUUACUUAGUCCUGAAAAUGAUUCCGAAAUUCUUUUACGUUUACUAGAAUGGGGUUUUGACACUGAUAAUAUCAGAUUCCUUGGUACUAAUAUAUCCAAUGGUAAUGAAUAUGGUAAUGAAUAUGGUAAUGAAUAUGGUAAUCCCACCAGAAAAAACAUUUUAGAAGCAAUGAAAUGGUUAGUUGAGGAUCCGAAAGAAGGUGAUUCUUUUUUUUUUCAUUACUCAGGAAAAGGUCUACCUGAGUUUUCAAUUAGACCAUCUGACUAUGAUACAAAUGGUACUUUGAAAAGUAAUGAUAUAUUUAAUACAAUGGUAAAAGACUUACCAGAGAAAUGUAAAUUGACUGCCAUUUUUGAUUGUUGUUUUUCUGGUGGAAUGUUAGGCCUACCGUAUGUCUUGGUUGAAAAAAAUUAUACUAUAUUCAAACUUUUACCCCAAAAAUCUACAUUCAAGUUUGUUCCAAAUACAGUUUGCUAUAAUCAAAAAAAAAGGCCCUUAAAACCAAAAGCAAAUGUCAUUAUGCUAGCAGCAUGUACUUCUAAUCAGAAGUCUAUCGAUAAAUUGGUUAAAGAAAGACUUUACGGGCAUUUAACUGUAAAAUUUGCAAAUUUGGUCUUUUCUAAACGAGAAAUAACCCUAGCUGAAUUAUUAAAUUUUCUAAGACAAAAUGAAAAUAAUCAAUUUCCUCAAAUCUUUUGUUCUCAUAAAGUUAAUACUAAAAACCUAUUUAAGAUUUGAUCGUUUUUACAAUUUAUAAAAUACUUAUACUAUAUUUUUUUCACUUAGUCUUUUUCCUUUUUCCUUUUUCCUUUUUGUGGUU